AUGGGCAACCAAUCAUCGUUACCAUCUCGUACUUGUCCAAAUUGGAUUCGACGCAAGUUAUUAAGGAGGAACAGAAUUACAUUUGAAACAACUUAUCGAAACGAGUCGAAACUCGAUACGAUGGAUGAACCAUUCAAUCCUCCUCCAACACCAACUCUUCUUUUCCCUUCUUUACAUGAAUCAUCCUCAAUGUCCACCACCACCUAUGAGCAAAUUGGUGAUCACUGUACCGCCACCAAUGACGCCAUUAUGUCCCUAUCCACAGUUUCCUCAAUGGACACGUUUGAUAGUGAGAUUUUUGAAAAUUAUACGAGUUAUUCCAUUGUUUAUUUGAAACAUUCACUCACUCAACAACAUACAGAUUGCUCUCUGUAA
Molecule: messenger RNA, 375 nt
Organism: Naegleria fowleri
Lineage: Eukaryota; Heterolobosea; Eutetramitea; Acrasida; Naegleriidae
Exons: 1
Coding region: 1-375 (124 amino acids)
Source: RefSeq, a predicted model, not a curated record